AUGCCGAUCUACUUGCGGCAAAAAUCUACGUUGUAUUUACUGAUAGUUGACACUCCAGCUGUGAGGAACCAGAGUCUUUAUUACACGUCACAUGUUCUGUAUUCUCAUCUAUCACUAAGCAUGGACACGGCUGGGAGUCACAGGACUGAGAUGAUAAUAAAUAUCACCCUGGAGAUCAUCUACCUGCUGACUGGAGAGGAUUACACAGUAGUGAGGAAGACAUCCGGUGAGUGUGAGACACCCAGCAGCCAUCACCAUGUGUCAGGAGGACUGAGCAGGACCCAGAGCCCCAUCACGGUGCCUCCACCUCACUCACUGAUACAUGAGAGACACAAUGACCAGAAGAUCCUGGAACUCACCAACAAGAUCAUUCAGCUGCUGACUGGAGAGGAGGAGGAGUAUAUAGAGGAACACAGGGGUCUAUACAAGGACGUGAUGAUGGAGAAUCACCGGCCCCUCACAUCACUGGAUGGGCCCAGUAACGGAGAUACCCCAGAGAGAUGUCCCCGUCCUCUGUAUUCCCAGGAUUGUACAGAGGAGAAUCACAGGAUCCCACAGGAGGAUCAGGUAGGUAGAACGUCUGUCUGA
This is a messenger RNA of Pseudophryne corroboree (corroboree frog), 588 nucleotides long. Its product is annotated as oocyte zinc finger protein XlCOF29-like. Gene Ontology annotation, biological process: regulation of DNA-templated transcription. The transcript is spliced from 6 exons. The coding region runs from base 1 to 588 and encodes 195 amino acids. The record is from RefSeq and is a predicted model, not a curated record. Lineage: Eukaryota; Metazoa; Chordata; Amphibia; Anura; Myobatrachidae.